AUGCGGACCAAACACUUUAUCAACGAUGCAGAUAAGCUUGUCGAAGCCGCCUUGAAAUCACAAUCUGUUGUUCGACCAGAUCUGAGCCUCGACCUCGGAAACAAGAUCUUAUAUGGCCCCAGACAUGCCGAGAACCCGAGCCAGGUUGCGAUAAUUUCAGGAGGCGGAUCUGGUCAUGAGCCCUCUUUUACCGGUCUCGUUGGUGAGGGCGUUCUCUCAGCUAGCGUAGUAGGCACGAUUUUCGCAUCUCCUUCUGCGAGGCAGGUCCUCAACGCGAUCGAAGGUGUCGAUGGCUCUCGAGGAAUCCUUGUCACAGUCAUGAACUACACCGGAGAUGUACUCAAUUUUGGUGUGGCUAUAGAAAAGGCAAGAGCGAGAAACCCCAAAUUGAGGAUUGAGAUGCUCGUCGUUGGCGAUGACGUGGGAGUCACUCGCAGUAGAGCAGGAAAGGUCGGUAGAAGGGGGAUCGCAGGCACUGUGCUGGUGCACAAGAUCACGGGAGCUUUGGCAGCUGCGGGUUCGAGCCUAGAUAAGGUCGUUGAAGUUGGCCGCCUCGUGGCCGCCAAUCUUGCCAGCAUUGGCGUGUCUCUCAACCGUGUUCAUGUGCCGGGUCGUCCGUGUGAGCAGGAUACGCAGGAUUUGCUCGGCAUAGAUGAAGUCGAGUUGGGUAUGGGUAUUCACAACGAGGCUGGCUGUGGGCGAAGAAGUGGCGAUGAUGCGAGACUUCCGGUACUUGUCAAAGACAUGCUUCAACAGCUUCUUGAUCCAAACGAUGAUGAGAGAAACUACCUUCCAAAAGCCACGAAGGACGUGGUAGUAUUGAUCAACAAUCUUGGCGCCUUAAGUGUUCUAGAGCUAGGUGGUAUAGUCCUGGAAGUUACACAGCAACUUCUCCAGGACUACCGUCUCAAUGCUGUAAGGGUUUUCUCCGGGACUUUCAUGACGAGUCUUGAUGGGCCAGGAUUCUCGGUGAGUUUACUCAAUGUGGUAGACACAGGAGUCCAACAGACUCUGUUAGACUUGGUUGACGCACCGAGCAACGUAUCAGGAUGGCAUACCAUAGCAAGAUCCAACACGAGUAUGGCGUCCACAUUCGUCACCACAGGAAACAGUCCCUUUUCGUAUCAAGGGGAGGAAUUAGAACAAACGUGUUUGGAAUGUGAUAUGGGGCCUAUACUGGCGAAGCUAGGAGGUGGUCUGCGUGCGCUUGUUGCUGCAGAGCCGGACAUCACCAGGUUCGAUGCCAUAGUUGGAGACGGCGACUGUGGGACAACACUUAAGCGUGGUGCAGAAGGCAUCCAGAAGGCCCUCGCAACAUCACGUCCAAAGAACAUCAUCAAACUACUGAGCCGAAUCACGGAGGUUGUCGAAAGCACUAUGGACGGGACAUCGGGAGCUCUAUACGGCAUCUUCUUGAACAGUCUUUUGCAUUACUUCAGGUCGCAUGCUGAAGUGAUGACAGUAGUCGACAGAGGAUUUUGGACUCUAGCCCUUGACUCCGCACUCACGGUACUCUCGAAGUAUACACCUGCGCAAGUUGGAGACAGGACGAUGAUGGAUGCGCUCAUCCCCUUUACGCUGGCAUUGAAGGCUUCGAGUGAUGUGCAACACGCGGCGAGCGUCGCCAAAGAGGGCGCUCUGAAGACCCGGUCCAUGCGGCCUGGACUCGGCCGGACUGUUUAUAUAGGUAACGAGGAAGCCUGGCUGGGAAAAGUUCCUGAUCCAGGAGCCUGGGGUUUGAGUGAGUUUUUUGAGGGUCUGGUGAGGUGA
Molecule: messenger RNA, 1770 nt
Organism: Exophiala bonariae
Lineage: Eukaryota; Fungi; Ascomycota; Eurotiomycetes; Chaetothyriales; Herpotrichiellaceae
Exons: 2
Coding region: 1-1770 (589 amino acids)
Biological process (GO): glycerol catabolic process
Cellular component (GO): cytosol
Molecular function (GO): ATP binding; glycerone kinase activity
Source: RefSeq, a predicted model, not a curated record